This is a messenger RNA of Monodelphis domestica (gray short-tailed opossum), 7642 nucleotides long. RefSeq names its product pleckstrin homology and FYVE domain containing 1 (gene PLEKHF1). Gene Ontology annotation, molecular function: phosphatidylinositol binding; metal ion binding. The record is from RefSeq and is a predicted model, not a curated record. Gene Ontology annotation, cellular component: early endosome; lysosome. NCBI's taxonomy places the organism in Eukaryota, Metazoa, Chordata, Mammalia, Didelphimorphia, Didelphidae. Gene Ontology annotation, biological process: positive regulation of autophagy; positive regulation of intrinsic apoptotic signaling pathway; endosome to lysosome transport.
UUCCCUGACUUCCACCUUCUACAGAAAGUCUUCCUUAACGCCUUUUAUUUUGAGCGCUUUCACUCUGUUAACAGUUUCCAUUUCUAUAGCUUAUUUUGUGUAUAUAAAUAUAUAUUUCUUUUUUCAUAUUGCCUCUUUCAUAAAAUAGUAAGCUCCUUGAAGGCAGGAAUUGUUUUUUGCCUCUUUUUGUAUUGCUAGCACUUAGUACAGUGCCUGGCACAUAGCAGAUGACUAUUAAAUGUUUUUGAUUGAUCAUAGGUCAAGGACUUUAAGGGUAUACAACAGUAUCAGGUUAAAAUAGUUAACUAUAAUAUUAAGAUUGCAAAGGGAGAAAAGCGAGGCCUGAGCAGGGGUGAUGGACAGGGAAAUCCAGUAGUGACUGGAGACUGAAGUGAGGAUGGGUAAUAGAUUUGGGAGAAGUUCUGGAUGGUGGGAGUAUGCAUUUGUGUGUGCUGAGAUCAAGGAUAUGCUCCGCCUUUUGUGUGUGCCUGAGAUAUAAUAAAGGUGCAGUUUAUAGGCAUUAGGGAGGUGGACAAACUGGGGAAUCAAGGUAUUUGGAAGAACAUCCACAUGUAUAUUGAAAGCCCUAAGCAUAAGGUUGGAAACUGGGAUGUGAUUAAGAUCAUGAGCUUGGAGCUAAACAUCUUAAAACUGAGACUGAAUGACCUGUGCGCCAGUAGGUAACUGCCACCUGGAUCUUGCCUGGGGAAUUUAGUUGGAAAGAGUGAACCUCAAUGCAGGAGAGGUUAUUGAAAGAUGGCUGCAGGGGAUGGAUCUGGAAGUCUCAGAAGGAGCUAAGAGUUUCUUUUCUAUUUCCACGUGAUUCAGUGUGUUGUGGGGGAGGAGAAUCAGAUAAGUUGAACUCAGUAUUGGGAGAGGGUGACCAAACAUUCAGUGUUCUUGGGAGGAGCCAAGUUUCCUUGAUGGCAAAAAGAUGGAAGGAGCUAUGUGGAAGAAAGCUGAUCCCAAGGGAGUGAGGAUUGAGAAGAUGGUGGACCAUCUGGUGAAUACUGAGAUCAACAGCCAGAGAAUCGCAGCUGUGGAGAGUUGUUUUGGCACCUCGGGGCAGCCAUUGGCAUUACCAGGUCGGGUGCUCCUUGGUGAGGGCAUCCUAACUAAAGAGUGCCGCAAAAAAGCCAAGCCCCGAAUCUUCUUCCUCUUCAAUGAUAUUCUGGUCUAUGGCAGCAUCGUGAUCAACAAGCGCAAGUAUAGCAGCCAGCACAUCAUCCCCCUGGAGGAGGUGACACUGGAGACCCUCCCAGACACCUGGCACGCCAAGAAUCGCUGGAUGAUCAAGACAUCCAAGAAAUCCUUUGUGGUGUCAGCCGCCUCCCUGACUGAGCGUGAAGAGUGGAUCCGCCACAUUGAGGAGUGUGUGAGGCGCCAGCUGCGGGCCACAGGACGCCCCCCUACCACGGAGCAUGCUGCGCCCUGGAUACCAGACAAAGCCACGGACAUCUGCAUGCGCUGCACCCAGACCAAGUUCUCCGCCCUCACCCGCCGCCAUCACUGCCGAAAGUGCGGCUUCGUAGUCUGUGGUGACUGCUCGCGGGAACGUUUCCUUAUGCCCCGCCUCUCUCCCAAGCCCCUUCGGGUCUGUGGUCUUUGCUAUCGGGAGCUGGCCGCCGAGAAGCAGAAAGAAGAGGAGGGGGAAGAGGAAUUGGAAGGGCAGACGCAACCCCAGCAGGACCUUGCUCACUCCCCCGGAACAACCUAUGGUGUAUCCAGUGGGGAGGAUGAAAGCGACAAGUCAGAUGAGGACAAGGAUGGGGGCUCCUCUGGUUCCUGGCCUAUGGGGCUGGAGUUCUAUGCCACUGGGGUUAAAUGGUCAUCCUUCCACAGCUAACCUUUGCCCAAAAACCAUUUGGGGACUAGUUUAAAGGGGACAUGACUACCCUGAAGAGUUUCUUUCCCCCCCCCAAACAUAUGCAGUCUGGUUGUCUCCAUUUGUUCAGCCUUCCUUGGUGAGGACUUGGAAAUUGGAUGCCAUAAGACAGGUUAAAAUAGAUUCUAAAUUCAUCCACAGAGCCCCAUUGUGUUGCUUGAGAGGCAAGGAGUGAGCAAUGGAUAAAAAAAAGGCCAUAUUCUUAAUACUCUUGGCACUCCCCGUGCCCAUCCUUUAAGAGUUUUGCUCCUUUUAAUCAAGAUCUUCACAGUUGGAUAGGAAAACCAGGGUGUGUUGGGAGAUCCCCACCCCUGCCACCUGGGUCUGGCUGAAGCCUCAGCCUCUCAUCCAGCUGAGCCAGUGGAGCAUUAUGCAAAAGACUUUCAGAACCUCUGGCUGAGGAAGGCUCAGAGGAGACCAUGAAGGAGAGCAAGUAUCUGCAUCUACAUCCAAGAGAACCAACUGUCCCAAAAACAACCCAGUUCUGUUUAGGCUCCUACUGUAGAUCUCAGCAUUGGUUACUUAGGUUCCUGAUUCCUUCAGUCUGAGUUCUCUGCCUCCCCCAGCAAUGUCACUGCUGCAAGGGUUGCUUCUUAGUGUGUAGGAACUGAUGGGAAAUAUUUCCUCCUGCCCAGGGACCAUGUUGGAAGGGCCCCAAGAACCUUAGUGAUACAUGAAUCCAGAUGCCCAUAGAUUUCAGAGAUACUACUUGAUUAGAAAACCAAUAACCUAAAGACACCUUGGUCCAUCCUUGGGUGUACAUCUGAACCUGAUGAUGGUCUCUCCAGCCCUAAAAGUAAUAUUGCACUAGAAAAAAAUCUUAUUAUUUAUAAAAGGGUAGGGGUAGCCCUAUGGCAUCUUGGAGGAGCUGAGAGGGAAGCAGGAUUAAUUUUGCCCAUGACUGUGGUACUUCCUAAAUGUUCUAUCAACCCAAAUGUACAAAAUUCACAAUAAUCAUACUGAAUCUCAUACCUCCAUCCAAGUUUCAUCUUUUCCUUCCAUAAUAUACCACCAGUCUGGGGUGGAUGGUAUAGGGGAGAGGUGGGAAGAAGGGGGAGUGAGAAGGAAAGGGCCAAGAGUGGGGGCCACGUGUACUAAAAAAGGCAUGAUAGGGAGGGAGAUGCUUAUAAGGCAUUGACGCAAAUGUAGAGACAUACUUGUCAGUUGAACCAGAAAUCUGUUUUCCUUGGCUUGUCUCCUUUGAAGGAAAGAUCUCCAUCCCUUUCCUAAGCUCAGCAAGUACUGUUCUCCUGGCUGAAUUCGGUAAAACUGUCUUAUUUGGUUUAAACUGUCAAAUUGAUGAGUUGAAAGAAGGAAAAUUUCUCAGCAUCGUUUUCAGCUGAAUGCUAUUUUAUUUUAAAAACCAUACUUUGAUAUAUUCUCUUGGCUUGGAAGAAAUAGUCUCAAAGGUCCUGGAAUGGAUGUUUCUGGCCAUUUAGUUUUGGGAAUCUUACCCCUGUUCUUUCCCUCUUGUCUACAUUGGCUCAGACAAAUAACUGGUCUUGCCCAAGGGUGGAGAAGGCACAGGGAAGACAACCCUGUCUAACCACCACCACCACAAUCUCCCCUUGCUAUAAGUGAAACCAGGUCCCCCUGGGUGAGUGGGGAGAUGAAUGAAAUUUCACCUUUAUAGAUUCAUUCUUUGGGUUAAGCAUUGUCCUCUUCCUCUUAAAAACUGAGCUAUUGGAGCAGCUAGGUGACUGAAUAGAUAGAGAGCCAGACUUGAAGAUGUGAGAUCCUUCAUUCAAAUUUGGCCUCAGACACUAGCUAUGUGACCCUGAGCAAGUCACUUAACCCCCAUGGCCUAGGCCUUACCACUCUUUAGCCUUUGAAUCAAUACUUAGUAUUGAUUCUAAGAUGUAAAACAGUGAUUCAAAAAGAAAUCAGCUAUCCUUGAGAGGAAUGAAAUAUUUAGUCCCCAAAAGCUCAGUGUGAAUGAGUUAAUAAGAUUGCUUUUCUCCUUGGCUACAAAGGGAAUGAAUCUUAAUUUAAAAAUAAUUUAAGGGGGUCUCAGAAGAAGGGUAAAGAAAAACAGACAUAAAAUUGAGGCAACUGUUGUCUUUAACAUUCCUCACACUCUCACCAUUUGAGAGCCUAUUGGGGGCUUAAUCUUUGUUAAGGAUCCUCUUUAGGUCUCUUUUUCUUUUAACAUGGAUUAUCUCUCUUGUCUAGAUUGGUAGUUCUAACUAGCCUGGAUGGUUUAUUAUUGGGACAGUGAGCAGAGGAGGGGAGAGAAGGCAUAAAGAAGGGGAUUGGACAAAUGCGACAUGGCCCAGGGAUUGCUUCAUCACCUUUAAAAAAAAAUAAAAAGGCAACAGUUCUCAAAGCUUUUUUUUUCUCUUCCCUCCCUUAGAAAUACAGCAUUAAGUCCUUUCCCUUAUAGCCUGAGGUCAAAGUGGAACUUGUCCCCAACCUCCAACAUGUGACUUUUGAGGAAAUAUCUUGUCCUGGGGACCCCAAUAUGCCUUUUCCUCAGAACCAAGUCCAGUGCUUCCCCCAGAGUAACUAGGGCCUCAAGUGUGAGUGGGAAGUUUCUGUGGUAACAGCUGCCUCAGCAACUUCUUUCAGGAGCCAAAUUCCAUUUGGGACUCAAAAACCUCCAAAUGGGGAUAAAGGUUUCAGGGUUUGGGAAACUCACAAGACAGAGGGCCUGGUUUGGCAAACAAAUAAGGCCUGUGGGUUGGAUGGCGUUCCACAUGGCUCCACAGAUAGCCACUUGGACUCCCUAUCCAGCUAUAUUUCACUCUCCUUCUGUUUCUCUCUCUUUUUCUUUCCAUCUCUCUCUUUUUUUUCCUAUCCCCCUUCCCCAGCUCUCUCCCCUUCUCCUCUCUUGUCCCAAAACUGUGGACCACCAUGACUGCUCUGGGUCUUCCUACUACUACUCUCUCUUGGUUCUUCCCCUACCUGCCUAGCUGCUCCUCAGUCUCUUUAGAGUUUAGAUGGAUCUUUCUUCACGUCCUGCUCUCUAAUUGUGGAUGUGCUCUAAGACUCUACCCUGAGCCCCUUCUCCCUAUAGCCUCCCUCUGGGUGAUUAGUAAGUCUCAUUCACUAUCUCUAUAUGGAUGAUUCCCAGAUUAAUAUAUACAGGCUUAGUGUUUCUCCUAAACUCCCAUUAAACACCUCAACUUCAACCUAUACAAAAUAGAACUCAUUUUCUUCCCCCUCUCCCCAAACUCAUCCCGUUUCCUAAUUUCUCUAAUUUCCUUAAGAGCAGCACUGUCCUCCUUGGUAGUGUCUUAGUGUGCAAAAAGCAGUAAUAUAAUAAAUCCAAAAAGAUAUAUUAGCGCCAGGCUGAAGGGGUUUAAAUGGCAAGCAAAGGAGUUUCUAUAUUUAAUCCUAGAGAUAACAGGGAGCCACUGCAGUUCAUUGAGUAAGGAAGUGGCAUGGUUCACAUAUGCUCUUUGGCAGUCAUGUGAAGGAUGGGUUGUAAAUGCUUCCAAAGAGGAGAACAAUUAGGCAAGGAAACCAUUUAGGAGACCACUGCAGUUAUCCAGAAGAGAGGUGAUAAGGGUUGUAUGAGUGGAGGGAAGGUAAUAGGAGUGAGGUUUAACAAGUAAAAUUGACAAGACUUGACACUGAUUGGAUGUGUGGGUUAAACAAGAGUGAGGAAUCAGGAAUGAUGCUGAAGUUAGGACCCUGAAAAAAAAUGGUGAUGGUUCCCUGAAAAGAAAUCUAAAUGUUAAGAAGAGGGAAAGAGAUAACGAGUUCUUUUGGACAUGUUAAUUUUGAAAUACCUAUGGAACUCCAAUCGUAAAUAUUAUUAGCCAGGGAGUAUAAAAAGACUAGAGCUUAGGAGAAAGAACUAGGGUUGCCUAUAUAGAUCCGAGAAUCACCUUUUUAGUGAUGAGAAUUAAACUUUUAGAAGCUGAAAAUCACCUAGAACGGGAGUUGUUGACCUGGUGUCUAUGGUUUGUGUGUGUGUCAUACAUAAUGAAGUUUCAAUGUAACCGGGUUCCUUUGUAAUCCCACGUAUUUUAUUUUGUGUAUCUGAAAACAUUCUGAGAAGGGAUCCUUCAGCUUUGUAAGAUUGCCAAAGGAGUCACAAAAGAGAAACCCUGAUCCAAAGAUAGAGACAACCCUGGACAGUCUUGGGUUGCCCCCACAUUUAGAGGGCAGGCUAUAGAUGAUCAGGCAAAGAAACCAGAAAAUCAAGAGAGACUUGUGCAAUUAAAAACUCAGGAGAGGGAGAAGAUAGGUAGCUUGGUGGACAAAGAGUGAGUGGAUAUGGAGGCUUAGAGAUGGGAAGUCCUGGGUUCAUAUCUGGUCUCAGACAUUUCCUAACUGGGUGACCCCUAAUGCCCAUUGCCUAGUCCUUACUGUUCUUCUACCUUGAAACCAAUACUCAAAAUUGAUUCUAAGAAGGUAGGUAAAAGUUUAAACAAAACAAAAAACAAAAAACAACUCAGGAGAGUAUCCAAGAAGAGGGUUCAUUGACUUGUCAAAUAUUUCUGUUUCUACAUCUUGUUAGUUCUGCCUCCACAGCAUCUCUCCAUCUCUGUUCCCUUCUCUCCAUUCUUGUGGUCAGGUCCUUGGUAAGUCCCUAAUUGCCCCUAACCUAGACAAUUGCAAUAGCCAACCCACCACUAUUCUGAACUCCCCUCAACUGCUGAAGUGCCAUUCCUGAAGUGUAUAAUGUGCCAAUUUCCUAACUCUGCUUCCAAAGAGUAGAGGGGGCUCCCUAUUGCCCCUAGGAUAAAAUACAAACUCCUCUGCUUGGCAAUUAAAGCCCUUUGCACUGUGACUCCAGACUGCCUUCACAGUCUUAUUAUGCAUGACUCCCAUUUCAUAAACUUUAGAUUCCAGCCCAAACUGUCACCUGGUUAUCUCCUACACAGUUCCCCUUCUCUAUCCCUUUGUAUAUACUGUCCCCAUGUUUGGAGGCCAUUCCAACUCUUAGGACACUAAGUCUUCAUGAAAGUUCAGCUCAGAUGCUACCUCAAACACAAGACCUUUUCUAAUCCCCCAACCCCAAGGACCUCUUCCCUGCCAAAGUUCCCUUAACUUUUGUACGUAUUUGAUAUUUUCAAACAAUUUCACCUUUUGUAUUACAACUAGAUUAUAAUUAUUGUAUUACAGAUACAUAUUUUGUGUUUAUAAAAUAUCUAUUUGUGUUGUUUCCUCCAAAAGCCAAGCCUCCCUUGAAGGCAAGGACUCUUUGGGUUUUGUAUUGUAUCUCAUGUGCCUGGCAUGUAGUAAGUCCUUGAGAAAUAGGUGUUGAUCUCACUCUUUUCCCUCUUCUAGGCUCUUCUCUCCCUUCCUUUCCCUUUCCCUCUGUUAUUCUUUUUUUCUCCUCUUUCCUCUUACCUCUUGUCACAUUUCUUCUUCCCUCCUCCUUUCCCUAGGAUGAAAUGGAUAAGUGUGAUGGUACUUACCAUUCUGCUACCCCUAAUAAUUGUACACUGUGGUUGAUAAAGUCACUCCCUGUAUCCUCCCCCUACCCAGGGUUGGAAAUAGCCUCAAGGAAGGAAUUCUGUUGUACUGACCCUUGCUCUGAAGAAUGACCAAUAAUUCUCCUGGAGAGAGGUACUCCAGAAUUUAGGGAGGCCAAUGUAGGCAGACUUUCUUUUAUGCUAUAGGGAUGCAUAAAGUUAUCUCUGAAUUUUGUUGAACUGAGUUUUGUUGAACUCUUUGACAAAUCACUACUGCAUACACUUGUAAAGCAAAGACCACUCCCCACGCCAUACACCAACCUCAUUUAUCUUAAAGCAAAUUCCAUAAGAAAAAGUCUAUAUAUAAAUUAAAUGGGACCUACCUCUA